Molecule: messenger RNA, 5385 nt
Organism: Cololabis saira (Pacific saury)
Lineage: Eukaryota; Metazoa; Chordata; Actinopteri; Beloniformes; Belonidae
Gene: fubp1
Product: far upstream element (FUSE) binding protein 1
Exons: 19
Coding region: 47-2113 (688 amino acids)
Biological process (GO): regulation of DNA-templated transcription
Cellular component (GO): cytoplasm; nucleus
Molecular function (GO): mRNA binding
Source: RefSeq, a predicted model, not a curated record
AUGAAAGCCUCCAUCUUGUGGCGCCGCAGAGGAGAAAGCAGCAGACAUGGCAGACUACAGCAGCGUGGCUCCGCCGUCCUCUAACGCCGGCGGGGGGAUGAACGACGCCUUCAAGGACGCCCUUCAGCGUGCAAGACAGAUCGCAGCAAAGAUAGGUGGCGAUGGCGUUGCGGCACCCCCAACAAACGAGUUUGGCUACGGAGGCCAGAAAAGGCCCCUGGAGGACGCUGGUGGGUAUUUUCCCAUGCCUAACCUGAAUACCGACCAACCGGAGACAAAGAAAGUAGCCACUAAUGAUGCCUUCUCAGCAAUGGGAGGAAUGGGUGGUCCACCAAGGUCACUAUCAGAAGAAUUCAAGGUUCCAGAUGGAAUGGUUGGAUUCAUUAUCGGAAGAGGAGGCGAGCAGAUAUCCCGUAUUCAGCAGGACUCUGGGUGUAAAAUACAGAUUGCCCCUGACAGUGGAGGCAUGCCCGAUAGAUCUGUGACGUUAACAGGAGGUCAAGAUUCAAUCUUGGCCGCAAAGAGGUUGCUGACUGAGAUAGUUGAGAAAGGCCGUCCAGCUCCAGCGUUCCACCACAACGACGGCCCGGGAAUGACUGUUCAGGAAAUUAUGGUCCCGGCCUCCAAAGCCGGACUUGUUAUCGGAAAGGGAGGAGAAACCAUCAAAAGUCUCCAGGAGCGAGCUGGAGUUAAGAUGGUAAUGAUCCAAGACGGACCCCAGAACACAGGCGCAGACAAGCCACUCCGAAUUUCAGGAGAUCCAUUCAAAGUUCAACAAGCUAAAGAGAUGGUGAUGGAGCUGAUCAGAGACCAGGGCUUCAGGGAGCAGAGGGGCGAGUAUGGUUCACGAGUCGGAGGAGGUGGAGGCGGCGGCGGCGGUGGCGGCGGAGACAGCUUGGACGUUCCCGUUCCCCGGUUUGCAGUCGGAAUUGUUAUUGGAAGAAACGGAGAGAUGAUCAAAAAGAUACAGAACGACACAGGCGUCAGAAUCCAGUUCAAGCCAGACGAUGGCAGCACACCUGACAGGAUAGCACAGAUUAUGGGACCCCCUGAUCAGGCUCAGCAUGCUGCGGACAUAAUUUCUGACUUGCUGAGGAGCGUCCAGGCGGGAGGACCUCCCGGACACGGGGGUGGCAGAGGACGUGGUCGUGGACAGGGCAACUGGAACAUGGGGCCUCCCGGUGGCCUGCAGGAGUUCACCUUCACAGUUCCAACCAUGAAGACCGGUCUGAUCAUCGGAAAGGGCGGUGAGACAAUCAAGGGCAUCAGUCAGCAGUCUGGGGCCCGAAUCGAGCUGCAGAGGAAUCCUCCACCCAAUGCUGACCCCAACAUUAAAAUGUUCACUGUCAGAGGAUCCCCUCAACAGAUCGACUACGCCCGGCAGCUAGUGGAGGAGAAAAUUGGGGGUCCGGUUACUCCAAUGGGCGGCCCACAUGGUCCCCCUGGUCCACAUGGAGGCCCUGGCCCACACGGUCCUCCUGGACCACCCGGACCCCCUGGGGCUCCAAUGGGACCAUACAACUCUGGACCAUACAACCAGGGACCUCCAGGACCACAUGGUCCUCCUGCUCCUUAUCAGCCUCAAGGAUGGGGCAACGGUUAUCCACACUGGCAGCAAGGACAACCUGAUCCAAAUAAAGCAGCAGCUGAUGCCAACGCAGCAGCGUGGGCUGCCUACUACGCUCAGUAUGGCCAACAGCCGCAGGCAUCCAUGACUCCAACCAGCGGAGCUCCAGGCACAACUCAGCCCAAUGGCCAAGGUGACCCACAGGCUGCAGGUCAGAGUGGACAGACAGAUUACACCAAGGCCUGGGAGGAAUAUUACAAGAAAAUGGGUCAACAGAAUCAACAACCUCAGGACUACACGAAAGCCUGGGAAGAGUAUUACAAGAAACAAGGCCAAGCAGCUCCUCAGGCCACGCCACCAGCAGCGGCGGCAGCCGCCGCCACGGCCGCUCAGCCCGGGGGUCAGCCCGACUAUAGCGCUGCCUGGGCCGAGUACUACCGGCAACAGGCUGCGUACUACGGCACAGCCAACCCUCAGGCGAUGGGAGCGGCACCACAAGCUCCUCAGGUACACCCCAGAUCAGAAUCUGCCCUCAACAUUUCCUAAGACUCAGUCGUUUUGCACCUUAACCCCCUUGGUCCCUCAGGUUUUACAGGGUUCCAGUGAACGCAGCCUCUUCACAAACAUAACCAAACUACUUCCUCCCUUUUUAACAGGAUUUUCUUUUAGCUUUUUUAUUUUUUUUGGAAGCUGAGUCAACUGUUUCUGCUGUUAACAUGCAAUGUAUCUUUUAUGUAUUUCUUUUGCACAGGGCCAGUAAUGUGAAGUGGACAUAAAGUAAAUACUACAUUGUCGAAACAAAAUCCUUUGUUAAAUAUUUGGAUGCAGACGCCUUGAUGAAGAUCUUAAAUUUCCUUGGUUUGAAAGCGUUUCACAUAGAUGGCAGAUUACCCGACGAACACGUCCUCUUUCAAUUUUUUUUUUCUUCUUCUGUUGUUGUUUUUUUUCUUUUUCUUGUAAAUGCUUUGUUUUUAGUGAGGUAAUUAUACAUAUGGUCAUUCCAGCCCUGUAUCUACAUUAAAUGUGGUUAGAACUCAUGUUUAUUAAACUGUAGACAUUGCCAUGUAAAUCAUCUCAGUUUUAAGAAAAAAUGCUAUUGCCUGUUGUGUUUUUUGCAAUAAAACAAACUGAAACCUGUGUCGGUAAGUUGGGGUGGUUGAAACCAAGAGGGUUGACGUGCAUUUCUGUAUGUUCUUGUUUUACAUUAGGGGAGGGAAGGGGUUCGAAAUGCAGGCCAUGUGUGGGUUCAGUUGUCCGAAAAGGCUGUCCUGUCUCUCUCCAACUGCCUUUAAGGCUCGUAAAAAUGUGCGUGCAGUGAUCCUGACUGGUUCAGACCAAGAAACGUCCUUGCUCGUAGACAAUUUAACUUUUACACGUCGUUUCCUGACAUUACUGACCGUAGUCGUAGAUGCAUUUUUCUUUUUUGUCCUAAGAAAGCUUGACGGUGUCUUUGUAUCUCAUGCAUUAACUGCAUUGCUGUGGCGCUCUUGCUUUUUUUUUAUUUUUUGCCUCGUUUGCAGACAUUGAGUUAGUAUGCACUGUAAUUUUGCCUUGAUGGCCACUUCCUCCUCCACAGGCAAGUUUAGAGCGGUAAGCAAGUAUUCUGAAUAUGUUCCUCAGAAAAUGUGGUUUCAAGAAAUGUUGCAUUAUAUUUAGUGUUUUUUUUGUGUGCUGUUCUUCCUCCAGGACAGUCCAGUAAAUUUGCAAUGUAUGAAAUUGUAUUUAAAAGUUUUGCCUUGCCCAUUUCCAGUUGUGUAUAAAUUUGUUUCUUUUUUAAAAAGAAUGUUUUUUAAUAUAAAACAUUUGCAAAAAAAAGGAGUAAAAAUCGUCUUUGCUGUGCCCAUUCUAUUAGUGUUGAUUGAAUAUAAGAAUGUAGAUGUCGUAGGGUCGGGGGUGGCUAAGCAGCCUCUUCAUCCAUCAGUUGAGCCCUCCUGUAAUGUAAGUACAAAACUGAUUUUGAGAAAUGCGUCUUUAUUGAUGCUUGAUAAAAUGCUAAAUAUGUAGUAUUUUUGUGAAAUUGCAAUCUUUUUUUCCCCUCCCUUGUCUUGGGUAAGUAUAACAUUCUGAGGAGAGGCAUAGUACUGAAUACUUUGAUUCUUGUACCACAUUUUUCUGAGAAUUAUUUGUGACGAUUUGACUGCAUAACAUUUAGACGGAGUCUUUACAGUGUGAUGUAGACGGUGCAGGUAGCAUUUCAGUGCCAGCUGGUCUUCUGAACUGAUGGUUUGAAUGUCAGCACUGUUACACUGCUCUGGUAGGAACUGUGUAAGGAUGCCAGUUUGCGUUUUUUGAAUAUUUUGAAUACCGCUCAGCGUCAUUGUCCAGUUCAUGUAUUUCCAAUGCCAUUCUUUGCAAUAUCUUGCAUAGAAAUCUCAAACUGCAUAACUCCAGCGUAGCAUGCUUAGGUUUCUGCUGAUUUCUUUACAUGUCUCAUAUAAGCAUGUGAAAUGCAAGUAGUGGAAGUGCUUCUGAUUAGCCUCGUACUGAAUUAUUUCACUUUUUGUUGGUUAUGUUGUUGAAAGGCUGUUGCUUUAAACUCAGAUCAAUAUUUGACUGCAUUGUUCACUGAUGGCAAACAGUGCUAUAUAUAUCUGAUCUUUACAGUGUCAUCCCUGACCUUGCACCUUAGGUUCUGCUGCAAUAACACAGGUAAGCGAAACCUAAGGGGAAAAAAAACAAACAUGUUGUUUUUGUCUAAUGACUUGACCCAUAUACAUGCAAAGAAAUGCUUACCUGUGUUAACUUUCCUAAAUGCAUUCAUUCCUAGUUGUAAGUUAAUGUCCAGGAUAUUCACAUAUGAACGCUCUCUUAGGAUGAUCUGAUUUCAUUGAUGAACUGCAUGAGUUGUCACUUUAUAUCUGAAGUUUUGACUCGUGAAAUAUGACUUAACCUUCACAAAAAGUUGUACAAGUGGAAAUGUUGACGUAUGUGCUUAAUAUUGGAUAAAGGCCUUAUCUUUGCAUCUGGUAAGUCUUGACCGUGGCUGUAUGAGGAUGCUUUAGGUUGACACUGUUGGUAAACUGCAUGUCAUGCGAACCUGUUGCCGGACGUUAGCAAUGUUCUCAAAUGCUAGGUGAAAAAUGGCGGGAAUAUCUUUUCUUCUUUCCAAGUAAAUAUUUUUUCUGUCGUGGUGUGAAUCUGCCCUUCAGUGCGGUGAAAGUAUGUUAUUGAAACAUUGCUGCCUUCACUUCUUGCUCACAGUGUUGGAGGAUGCUGCAGGCUUAGGUCGUAGAAUCAGGCGGUGUCGUAGUUUGUCCCCCCCCUACAAAAGGAGGAAUCCUUUGAGUCAGUCCUGCUGCUGAACGUAGCCCGUUCAAGAGCUCCAGCUAUAAGGUAAAGCAGCAACGCAAUGAAAUUUAAAUUCUAUGAUUGCAAAGUGUUGGUCAGAUACAUGUUUUUUACCAGCCUGGAUUGAUUUUAUUAAAAAACAAAUCACAUGAUGCCAUAGUUUUGUUUAUGCCUUCAUCUACACUGUACUUUUUUUAAAACAACUUCUUGAAGUUGGAUGAGAGCAGGAGCUGAUCUACAUCAAUGACCCAUGCAGUUUUUAUUGGCAGCAAACUUGAGGUUUACGGUUCAAAAUCACUUUCUGUAGUAUAAGGGUUGAUUUGAGGCUGUCCACUUUAUACAUGUCAAAUGGUCAGUGUUUCAACACAGAGUUCGAGGGGGUGUAGACGACAAAACAAGGAGCAUGCCUUAGAGGUAAUCAAGGUUUCAUGUGUUGUGUAUUAAAUCUAUAGUUUUUCUGUUUGUUUUUUUUAACUCAACUGUUGAAAUGUUGCCAUGUUCAUCAAUAAAAUUGUUACAAACUGGGAUAA